Zychaea mexicana is the source of this 846-nucleotide messenger RNA. Its product is annotated as telomere-capping, CST complex subunit-domain-containing protein. The record is from RefSeq and is a predicted model, not a curated record. Gene Ontology annotation, cellular component: CST complex. Bases 194 to 643 code for a protein of 149 amino acids. The transcript is spliced from 3 exons. Gene Ontology annotation, molecular function: single-stranded DNA binding. Lineage: Eukaryota; Fungi; Mucoromycota; Mucoromycetes; Mucorales; Lichtheimiaceae.
GCCAAACAAAAGUAAGACAAAUGCGGGGAGACAAUAAAAAAAAAGGUACGCGAAAAGGAAAGAGUAAGAAAGUGAGGGAAGGUUUUUAUGUGUAUAAGCCCUGAUGUUCUUUGUAAAGAUCAAGAUUGUGGGAUAUUCGAACAGCGCUCUAUCAGCUCUCUCUCUUUAUUACUAACACAUAUACAAAAUUAUUAUGAGCAACAACGACGACAACGACAAGGUGGUACCGUCAGGCGAGCUUGUUCUUCAUUUAAACGAAAUUACACGCGAUCCAAAGGCUAAUGUCGGUCGAUCUGUACGAGUCAAAGGCUUUUUAAAAGAAUUCCAACCUGCAAAUAAUCGAGCCGUCUUGGAAUAUGAAGAUGCAGAAUUACAUUUGAACACGGAUAUCAUUGAUCCGUUUCCGUUUGCGCUCGGCAGAUUGAUUGAAUGUAUUGGAGAGCUUGAUCUCGACAAUGAUGAUAAUGAGGAACAGCAGCAAAAUCAAGCAGUAUUAGUCCUUCGACCACGCAUUGCGCGUGAUAUCGAUACGCUGGAUAUGAAAUUGUUUGAAAAGGCAGGCCAAUAUAAACGCCAAUAUCUAGAAAAAUUCAAGUCUACCAGCACCCCUUCUCCUUCUCGACAAUUACAUGAAACUAGGUGAUUAGCCAUAGCAUUCUUAUUCAAAAUAUACCAACACUUGCAUCUUUCGUUUAGAAAAACACAUGACCGGAUGAUGCUGGAUGAUACUGGAUGAGAUUGUGUACAAAUGUUACGUUUUACUUGUCGGUAUAGCAAUGAAAAUUUAGGCAUCACUCUUGAAUCUCUACCCCAAACUAUAUUGAUACUCCGGUAUACUCUCCCCUC